Lathyrus oleraceus (garden pea) is the source of this 947-nucleotide messenger RNA. Its product is annotated as phosphoglycerate mutase-like protein 4. The transcript has 6 exons. Bases 231 to 893 code for a protein of 220 amino acids. Gene Ontology annotation, cellular component: cytoplasm; cytosol. Gene Ontology annotation, molecular function: phosphatase activity. NCBI's taxonomy places the organism in Eukaryota, Viridiplantae, Streptophyta, Magnoliopsida, Fabales, Fabaceae. The record is from RefSeq and is a predicted model, not a curated record.
ACUAAAAUAUAACGUCAACUGAAAAUAUAUAAAAUACACCGUAGUGAGCUGUAUGUUAUUAAAAAAAAAUAAGAAAGCGAAACAACCAGGAAAUCAAACUGUAACAUAACUUGUUCUUCCUCUCUUGUGCAUCACGAUUCAUUGUCCCUUCUUUCGCUUCUAAUAUUAACUAGCUUCUGUGAACAAAGCACGACCUUAGUUCAACUCGUCACUCAACUCACUCACUCAGAAUGACCGAGUCUUUCAUCACCGAUUCCCUUUCCAGCUAUCCUCAUCCAGAUCAUGCUGAGAUAAUUGUGGUUCGCCAUGGUCAAACAGUUUGGAAUGCUGAAAGAAAAGUUCAGGGACACUUAGAUGUCGAAUUGAAUGAAAUUGGAAGAGAUCAAGCACGUGCAGUGGCUGAUAAACUAUCCAGAGGACCAAAGAUUUCUGCAAUAUAUUCUUCUGACUUGCAACGUGCUUUUGAAACUGCCCAGAUCAUUGCUUCUAAAUGUGGAGUACCACAGGUUGUGAAGGAUUUUGACCUACGGGAAAGACACAAGGGAGAUCUUCAAGGUCUUUCUCAUCUUGAAAUAGCCAAGACUAAUCCCAUCAGUUACAAAGCUUUGAUGUCCAAGAAUGAAGAACAAGAAAUCCCAGGUGGUGGAGAGAGUAUUGUUCAACUCCUUGAACGUUGCAAAUCUGCAUUGCUGAGAAUUGGGCAAAAAUAUAAAGGGGAGCGAGUUGUUGUUGUCUCGCAUGGAGCAUCCAUUGAAAUACUUUACAAGUGGGCUUGUGUAAAUGGAUAUGAAGGGAAAAUACACAAUGCAUCUAUUAGUGUUUUUCAUUUGUAUGAUGAGGACAAAUGGAACUUAAAGGUGUGGGCUGAUGUUAGUCAUUUGAGCCAAAGUUGAUUUUUCUCUACAAUAAGUUAAAAUAAAUAUUUUAUAAUUCUAUAAUAUUUAAAA